Messenger RNA from Aphanomyces astaci, 1356 nucleotides. RefSeq lists its product as hypothetical. NCBI's taxonomy places the organism in Eukaryota, Oomycota, Saprolegniomycetes, Saprolegniales, Verrucalvaceae. Gene Ontology annotation, biological process: transsulfuration. Bases 44 to 1330 code for a protein of 428 amino acids. Gene Ontology annotation, molecular function: pyridoxal phosphate binding; cystathionine gamma-lyase activity. The record is from RefSeq and is a predicted model, not a curated record. The transcript has a single exon. Gene Ontology annotation, cellular component: cytoplasm.
GGCAACGCAUGGCUUCGACCGCAUUUAAGUAUUUGCAGACAAGAUGCGCCUUCGGCUUGGCCAAGGCACCGUGAUGGAUGCGUUGUCGUCUCGCCGAGUCCUCAAAGCGGCCAACUGUCGCUCGUUCACUGCGAAAUCGUGGCUUCCAAGUGCCCUUUCGCAGGAGCUUCCUGGUCAUGAAUGGGCACCUGAGACCGUGACGGCUCAGGGUCUGGGAUGGGUGGACAAGAACACAGCUGCCAUCUCGCCACCCAUCCACGUCAGCAGCACGUUCCAGCGCGACGCCGACAAUCAAUAUCGGUCCGGCCGCAUGUAUGCCCGGGCCGACAAUCCUGCAUUUGACCAACCCGAAUCCGUCAUCAACACACUUGAAGGUGGGGAGGACACGAUCGUGUUCGCUAGUGGCAUGGCUGCUGCCACCGCCGUGUUCCUGGCACUUCAGCCAGGCGACCAUGUGUUGGUGCCGAAGGUCAUGUACUGGAGCUUGCGCAACUGGCUCACGACGUAUGCCGUGUCGUGGGGACUGGAGGUGGAGCUUGUCGACAUGACCAAUUCGGAGGCCAUCGCCACCGCAUUGCGCCCCGGUCAGACGCGAUUGGUGUGGGUGGAGACCCCGUCGAAUCCGCUGUGGACGGUUACCGACAUCGCGGCGAUGGCAGCGUUGGCCCAUGCUGCCGGCGCUCUGCUGGCCGUCGACUCCACCGCGGCCACUCCUGUGCUCACCAAGCCACUGGCUUUCGGCGCCGACAUCGUCAUGCAUUCCGCCACCAAGUACCUGAACGGCCACAGCGAUAUCAUUGCGGGAUCACUCACAACUCGAUCGGUUGACAACGAACACUGGCAGCGUGUGCGCCACGUCCGAUCGAGCGUUGGUGGCACUCUGGGCUCCUUUGAAGCGUGGCUGCUCCUACGAGGCUUGCGUACGCUGCACUUGCGAGUGCGGGCCGCUACAGCAUCUGCCCAGACCAUCGCCGAGCAUUUCAACACCCAUUCCCUCGUCGAAGCAGUGCUUUACCCCGGCCUCCCACACUGCCAAGGACACGAGAUUGCCACCCGACAGAUGCAAGGCGGUUAUGGUGGCAUGCUAUCAAUUCGUGUGAAAGGAGGCGAAGCGGCCGCGGUGGCUGUGGCUGCACACACGACCCUGUGGAAGCGCGCUACGUCUCUGGGAGGCACUGAAAGCCUGAUAGAGCACAGGGCCAGCGUGGAAGGCGUCGAGUCGCCGGCGCCGGUGGAUCUGCUACGACUGUCAGUGGGAAUUGAAGCCGUGGAUGACCUCAUCCACGACCUCGAGACAGCGUUGAAAGUUGCCCAUAACUUGAAUGCUUGAAGUGAUUGCACUCGUUUCGUCGUACA